GGUGGGUUGGGCUGUUUUGAGCGAACCGAGCGUUAAAGAGUUUUUAAUGUCCGCCAUGUUGGCCAUGGCGUACUGAACCACCGAUAGACAGGGAAGCCUCUGAAAAAAAGACCGAAACAGAGCGAUCAAGAUCCGGGCCUUCCCGGCUCCGUUCGCGACGCCCUAACUUUAGCUUUAAUCAGCCGUACCGUAUAUGUCAGAAUAACCGCACAAUCAUCCAUGAAAGCUCAAUUCGAAACCGAUGUGAAUUUAAGGAGAUUGGAUAGAUUUGUUGCAUCUCGAAUUUUAAAAAAUGAGUAAAUUGUCGUUUCGGGCACGGGCGCUGGACGCUUCCAAGCCACUACCCGUCUUCCGAUGUGAGGAUUUACCCGACCUGCAUGAAUAUGCAUCUAUUAACCGGGCAGUGCCGCAAAUGCCGACGGGGAUGGAGAAAGAAGAGGAAUCGGAACACCAUCUCCAGAGAGCCAUGUCGGCCCAGUCGGUGUAUGGAGAGAAACACAACAUGGUCAUCCCCGUCCCGGAGGCAGACGGCAACAUCGCCUACUACGAGUCCCUCUACCCCGGGGACUUCAAGAUGCCAAAGCAGCUUAUUCACAUACAGCCUUUCAGCCUGGACACGGAGCAGCCGGACUAUGACCUGGACACAGAGGAUGAGGCCUUUGUUCACAAACUGAAGAAGAAGAUGGAGAUCACCUUUUUACAGUUUGAGGAGAUGAUCGACCGACUGGAGAAAGGCAGUGGGCAGCAGGCGGUGAGCCUGCAGGAGGCCAAGCUGCUGCUGAAGGAGGAUGACGAGCUGAUCAAGGAGGUGUUUGACUACUGGACCAGGAAGAGGAAAAACAACAAGCACGGCACGCUGCACCCCACUGUGAAGCAGGAGAAGAGGGACGGAUCCAGCACCUCAGACCCCUACGUGGCCUUCCGCAGGAGGACGGAGAAGAUGCAGACCAGAAAGAACCGUAAGAACGAGGAGGCCGGUUAUGAGAAAAUGCUGAAGCUGCGGAGGGACCUGAGCCGAGCCGUCACCAUCCUGGAGAUGAUCAAGAGGAGGGAGAAGAGCAAGAGAGAGCUGCUGCACCUCACCCUGGAGAUCGUAGAGAAGAGGAAUGGCAUGUCCGACUUUGGUGGUGAGAUCAUGGCUGAAGUGCUGGCCCAGCGUGCACUGGACAAGCCUGCCCAUAUUAUCCCUCUGGUGCCGCUGACCAACAGCAACCAGUACAGACAUCAGGACCACAUGGACCUCAAGGACUACAAGUCCAAGCCGGAGAAGACAGAGGUCGUCAGGCAGAAGAGGAAGUAUGAGAAGAAGCCUAAAGUCUUACCCCUGUCAGCUGCUGCCCUCCACCACUCUGGUCCCUCUGUGUUCAAUGCUAAGGACGUCCACCAGUAUGACUUCCCCAGCUCAGACGACGAGCUGCACUCCCAGAUGCACUCAGGUUCCUCAGAAGCUGAGGAGGAGAACGACCCAGACGGUUCUUUUGCCUUCCGGAGGAAAGCAGGCUGUCAAUAUUAUGCCUCUCAGUUGGACCACGGGGGCAGCUGGCCGUGGGACAGUCCGUCAGAGGGCGGCCUGGGAGACACUCGUUACCGCUACUGCCUCACCACCCUCACCGUGCCACCACGCUGCCUGGGCAUGGCGCGCCGACGCCUGGGACGAGGGGGAAGGGUUUUGCUGGACAGGGCGCACACAGACUUUGACAAUGUAUUUCAUGGGCUGGACUCGGAAAUGCGUGACCUGCCGCCCCACUCUCCAGUCACAGACAAGUUUGCUAGUACCUCACAAACAAAUACCUCGGACAGAACCUCUUCUUAUUCAGCCUCUUCUGCAGACCUCAGUCAGAUACUGUUGAACAUUAAGUCGAGCCGAUGGAGGCACUUUAGGCCCCGGACACUAUCACUACACGACGAGGACAACGUGGUCACAGACCCCUUGUUCAGGAGGCUGGGCAGGGGCCUGAGUCGCAUCACCUCUACCCUGGCUGGCACUACUGGCCCCCUGAGAGGAGCUGGCCCCCCGGCCCCCACAGCUGCUUUUACUGCCCAACAAUACCAGCAGCAUCAGGAGCAGCUGGCCUUGAUGCAGAAACAGCAGCUGGAGCAGAUCCAACAGCAACUGCAAGCCAACAGCACCACCACCACUACCAACAGCACGCAGGUUUUGGUGUCCAAGACGUUAGAUUGUGCCUGUGCCCAGUUUGCUGCCUCUGCCCUGGUGACCACAGACCAGCUUCUGGCCUUGAAGAACAAGGAUGAGGGUGGACCGGGCAGCGGGGUCAACGGGGUCCUUCCACCCUCAGGCGUCUACAAGGGCUUUCACCUCACUAGCACAGCAUCCCCGUCGCCUGCAGCCCCCACCCCUACCCCCUCCUUCCCCUUCCUGUUGCCCAGCACCAACGGCACCACCACUCAGGUCCUGAUGGGGAACAACAACAACCUCCGCCUGAGCAUGUCCUCCCCCGGGGGGACUCUCACCAAGCGCCACAUACCCCGGGCGCUAAGCCACGCUCCCGUUGCCGUGUCGUCAUCUGCCUUAAAGUUGGCUGCCACCGCUAACUGUCAAAUGCCUAAGGUCUCCACAAACACCCCGUCAAUGGACCUGGUGCCAAGGGAAAAUCAGGAUCAAGAAAAGCCAGCACUAAACAGCAUUUUGGACAACACAGUGGCUAUGGAGGUCACGUGACCUCGGAACACGGACUGGACUGUGGGCUCACCCGGGAACUCAUUUAGGUGCUAUGCAUCGUAGAGUUGUGAAUGCAAGGAAGGGGUAGUGGAAUGCGCACACAGCAUACAACGCUGUCUCCAUGGUGACGGUCGGGACUUAAUUGCAAUGGUCGUCUCGUACUUUUUUCAUUUCCUAUUUGUUACUGUUGAUAAGAAAUAUCAACAUCUGUAAUUAUGAAUAUGGCAAUUAUUUGUACAGUACCAGAUAUUUGUAAUACCCCCCCCCCCCCUUGUAUAUAAUGUUACUUGAAUACGGAAAUGGUUCAUUUGAUGUUUUGCACUUGGGAUUAAAAAAAAACUUUUUUUUGUAAAAAGACAAACUGCAGCUGGUUGGAGUUGUACAACAGUGUCAUCACGUCAGUGCAUGGUGUGGAACCUGCUGUUUUAUCUAUUUAUUGUGCCGUGUUUACAGUUUGUUUGUUUUUCUACGUUUUGUUCAUUUUUGUUUUGUCCACUGUACCCUCAUUGGUUCCUGUGCUGUAGUCUGGGUUUAGGUAGCUAUGAACUUCUCUGUAUUUGUCCACUGUACCCUCAUUGGUUCCUGUGCUGUAGUCUGGGUUUAGGUAGCUAUGAACUUCUCUGUAUUUGUCCACUGUACCCUCAUUGGUUCCUGUGCUGUAGUCUGGGUUUAGGUAGCUAUGAACUUCUCUGUAUUUGUCCACUGUACCCUCAUUGGUUCCUGUGCUGUAGUCUGGGUUUAGGUAGCUAUGAACUUCUCUGUAUUUGUCCAUUGUAUCAUGUGGAAACAGAUGGUGACAUGCAUUCAUACAGAGUUGGUGGGUGUGGAUUUAAGGCAUCGGUUUGUCAGUCAGGGUAAUCACUUAAGAUCUUCCAUUUUAAAUUGUUCAUGAGACAAAGUAACACAAUGGGAAUGAAGUCUGUUCCUAGAAGUCACUGCUGCUUAACUAAGCACUAUUUUUGUUUCGAUGAAUGCUGCUUUUAUAUGAUUUAGGGCUCUGGUUUGUUUUCACAUCAGUACCCUUUCUUUUUUUUAAAGACCCCCUUCCUCAAUUAUUUUGUGAAAAAUGUCAUUAUUUUUGUAUCCCCUCUUCCGUUUCUGAUGAUGAAUGUAUGUUCCUCGUUGAACGACUUCAUUAUUUUGUUACUUGUUGAUGAAAUGCGAUCGGGUAGAGGAAUGUAGUAACAUCUUGAUUACAUGUAUCAUUCCGGUUUAUACAUAACAGAGGACAACAUGUAUUAAAAAAGGCAGAUUUCUUUGCUUUUAGGAUCAUCUCCAGAACGCUGCGAGGCCAAGAUGAACCACAAGUAUCGGGUGCCUUCCUUUGGAAAUACGAGCUCUCUUCUGUGAAGAGUACGGUACUAAACAAGGCUACUAGUUAGUUGUUGUUGUACCACCAAUAUGAAUGCCCAUUCCAAUGGCAUAAUUUAUCUUUUUUUUAUUUUAAAUUUUAUCCACAAAAUGAAAAAUUAUCUUCUCACAAAAAAUAAAACCCCAGGGCAUUAUGUGUUUGGA
Oncorhynchus gorbuscha (pink salmon) is the source of this 4195-nucleotide messenger RNA. Its product is annotated as enhancer of polycomb homolog 1-like. The record is from RefSeq and is a predicted model, not a curated record. Gene Ontology annotation, cellular component: piccolo histone acetyltransferase complex. Gene Ontology annotation, biological process: regulation of transcription by RNA polymerase II. Lineage: Eukaryota; Metazoa; Chordata; Actinopteri; Salmoniformes; Salmonidae.